UGGAGUUAUAUCCUUUCAAGUGGAAUUUCAUGGAAUGAAGUCUGGAUUUUUUAUUUCUUUUGCUUUCCUCAAAUCAAUUUGCUGCUAUUUUUCAAGCUGAUAAAUUACCUUGUGUUAGGUGAUACUGUGAGGAAAAUCAUGGAUGGAAAAUGAAACACUCAAAAAAGCAAUAAUGGUUCACUUCGAACAAGAGGAGAAGAAGAAUAAUUUCUUAAAUAAAAAAAGGCUCUCUUGAAACAAGCAACAGACAUCCCAUUAACCUUGCCUAUUGGGAUUUUCCUCUCGAAAAGAAAUCUCAAGUCAAGUUCCAUAGAUGGUGGUGAUGAUGAUGAUGGUCAAUAGUCAAACAUGAUAUACACACGUAAAUCACAUUAAUAUACACGUUUGCCACUCAGUUCCACUCUGAUUCCCCCCAUCAUUUAGAUCUAAAUCACCAAGCCAUCAAGCUGGAAUGGUUUUAGAAUUGCUUUCCACUGUAUGGAAUAGAAACCUAAUUGGUAUCCAGAACAAUUCAGCAUUAGAAUUGGUUCCUCACAGUAGAAUCCUCAGUUGGAAAUUAGAAAGGCGUAAAUUCAGUUGAUUGAAAAAACUUGUUGAAUGCUGUUGACGACAGAGGGCAAUGAAUAUGCCAACACUGUUAGUGUUGAGUUAAAUGGUGAACAUGAAAGAAACGUGUUAAUAGAGAUUAACCACGACAGAAUCUGAUCUUCAUUUUGAUCUUGAACCAGCAUGGAUCUACAUCUUUACCAUUUAAUUUUCCUGCGCUUAGCAACAUACUGAGUUAGAAGAAAUUGUAUGCAAAAAUCGUAAAAAUGUUGCGAAAGCUGUUUUUAUGACUUGAUCGUUCAAAGACCUUAGUGUCUAGGUGAUGCACACAAAGUUCAAUACAGCAAAAGGCAAUGACUCGCCUUUAAUAUCAUCUUUAGUGGGAUUAACUCUCCGUGACAUUCACUAUUUAACAUUAAAGCCUGAUUAGUUAUCAGCACUGAAUCAAUGUUAUCUUGGAUCAUGUAGUUCGUACUUUCAUCAUUUCUCAUCUUUCUACAGAAACUUUAGACCUUGCUUCUCAGCAACAGAACUAUCUGCAAAGAAUGAAUGACGAAAAGUAGGGAGAUAUGCUGAACUUUCUAAUAGCGGUACGAUUAUCAUGUAAUGUGAACCUUUCUCAACUUGGAAUAUCUAUCCUUCCCAUGAAGACCACAUGAACAUUAUUAUCACAAUCAAGCCCAACCCCAAGAAUUAAAUCAUUGGCCUUGCCGUUGAAUCCCGCUCAACUGACAAACAAAUGAAGAGACAAACUUGAUCAAAUGGUUGUAACCUAAAUCUGACUCGAACCAUCAACAUUAUCCAUCGUCCCACCAUCAUUUGUACACACACAGUCAUACACACUGUUGAUCAUUUUUCAGUGUUAAUAUGUUACCUAGUAUACCAUUUCGUGCUCGCAGCUAUUCAUUAACAAUUAGUGAGAAUCAACUGACCAAUGGAUCGGGAGAUCGUCGUCGAUCAAUUAGCAAUCAACUUUCAAAUAAUAACAAUAAUAAUUAUCCUUGUUCAUCAACUGUGCCAACUUCAAAUUUACAAAGUAAACCGAUAAAGUCAUUAAAACCAGUCAAAACAUCAACAGUAUCAACCACCAUUAAGGGCAACCAUCUGAUUCAAUCCAAAAAUAAUAACGAGAAACAUUCAAAUUUGAAUUGUGCUCGUGAAAAUUGUAAUCUUCAACAAAUGGAAUCACCAACAACCCAACAACAACAACAACAACCAAUUGUUUCCUUUGCCAAAACCUGCUAUGAUAAUCCAAUAAUGUUGCAACCUAAAUGCAAUGGUUCUUUAAUGAUUUCACUGGACCCAAAAGAUUUGUACAAACAGCAAAUUAAUAUAUCGACAUCAGCUACGCCAACAGAGGCACAAUCAGUUACAUUUGCAAAUAACAUCAUCAAUGACUCUAAUAAUAAUAACAAUAAUCGAAUACCAUAUAUUUGUGAAACAAAGUUUACUCCUAGUAAUGUAAUUAACCGGUCAUCAACCGAGCUGGUUAAAAUACGAACAGAAAGCCUUAAGGUUGAGCUCGAUACUAACAAUAACUCAUCGUCUUCUCCACAUCAACUGUGUCCACCGACUGGAGGUGGCCUUUCACCUGUUGAUUCUGACCGUAAAAGUCGAUCCUUUUCAGCAUUUUCCGGAAUAAGUCACAAUUCAGGGCGACGAAAAUCAACUCUACUGCGUGAUGAAUCCCCUUAUAAAGCUUUACGAGAGUUAAUCAUUCCCUGUUUAAUAGCAGGCUUUGGUAAUGUGGCCACUGGCGUUAUAUUUGCUCACGUUCAAACUUGGGCUGUUUUUGAAAAUGUGCCUCAGUUGAACAUUCUGGUUCCAGCAUUACUAGGACUUAAAGGUAAUGUUGAGAUGACAUUGGCUUCUCGUUUAUCAACUCACGCCAAUCUUGGGGAUCUUGAUGAUAAAAUGGCAAGAAAAAAGUUAAUCACCAGUAAUAUGGCUCUAGUUCAAACGCAAGCAUCUACUGUGGGCUUUUUUGCGCCUCUCCUUGCACUAGCAGUCUCAUAUAUUUGGCCUUCUGAUGGUUCCGAUUUAACUCUCCAUGAAGCUAUCCUAUUGAUUGCUGGUUCAGUUUUAACUGCUAAUAUCGCCAACCUUUUCCUUGGAUCCCUCAUGUGUGGUGUUAUUGUGGCCUCUCGUCAUCUUAAAAUCAACCCAGACAAUAUUGCGACUCCAAUUGCUGCAUCUUUCGGAGAUUUAACCACAAUGGCGCUUUUAGCUUACAUCAGUCACCUUUUGUUUUCAAUAAUUCAUAUUCCCUGGAUUCAAGUGGUAAUUCUUGGCGGUAUCAUGACUUUUAUACCUUUCCUUGUCAUGUUUGCUCGUAAACUUGCUGUUACUAGAAAACUUUUGAUUACUGGUUGGUUUCCAAUCUGUGGAGCCAUGAUUCUUCAGAUUACAGGUGGUAAAAUAAUGGAAAAUUCACUCGAUCAAUUUACAAAAUUAGCCGCGUUUCAGCCUGUAAUAAAUGGUGUUGGAGGUAAUCUUGCUGCUGUUCAAACAAGUCGCAUAUCAACUUAUCUUCACCGUCGUACAGUCAAGAAACAGUUACCUGAUCCAGAUAAUGAGCUUUGCACUUAUCCAGGACGAAUCUUCUUCAAUUUAGACAGUGAUCAUACAAUUAUGGCUCGAUUUUUGUUAUUACUAUCAAUACCUAGUCAUUUAUUAUUUAUUUUUGUAAUAAAAUUGGUUCGAGAUCAUUUUACAAUGACAGGUACAUUUUUAACUGUUUAUAUGAUUGCUGCAGUUAUUCAAGUUUCCAUACUGAUUCAAGUCUCCUACACAUUGGUUCAUUUUAUAUGGAGAAAAGGAUUUAAUCCAGAUAAUUCAGCUCUACCUUUUCUAACAGCUUUUGGUGAUUUAAUUGGCUCAGUCUUAUUGGCCUUAGCUUUUACACUUCUAUCUGCUUUAGGUGAUGUAAAUGCCCUUCAACCAAUACCAAGUUUAAGUUUUGGAGUUAAGGAGCACAGUUUUGGAAGCCUUUAAGUUCAUCCUUUUAAAA
Tetranychus urticae (two-spotted spider mite) is the source of this 3556-nucleotide messenger RNA. RefSeq names its product solute carrier family 41 member 1. Gene Ontology annotation, biological process: monoatomic cation transport. Gene Ontology annotation, molecular function: monoatomic cation transmembrane transporter activity. Gene Ontology annotation, cellular component: plasma membrane. The record is from RefSeq and is a predicted model, not a curated record. Lineage: Eukaryota; Metazoa; Arthropoda; Arachnida; Trombidiformes; Tetranychidae.